AUGGACGAUUCGGUCAGAUCUUUAAUUAGAUUUGUUAGUAGAGGAUUUUAUUCUACUCCAUACAUCUUAAUUUUAGAUGCAGUACUUCGACAUUCUGUAUUAUCAGAAGAUGAUUUAAUCCAUUUACUUGGUAUUAAAAGAAAAGAAUUAAGAUCAUUAUGUAAUAAAUUAGUUGAUGAUAGAUUAUUAGUAAAUCAUAUACAAAGAGAAGAUAAUGGACAACAAAAAUAUGUUACAAGAACUUAUUUUUUUAUACAUGUUACUGAAGCUAUUGAUUCAAUUAAAUGGAAAGUUCAUUCGAUUGUCAAUUUAUUAAAACAAGAAAUGUCUACUUUUGGAAAUCCACAAGGUUAUGUUUGUCCUCGAUGUGGAAGGAAAGUUUCACAAUUGGAUGCCAUAUCUUUGUUAAGUGAAGAUAAGACUGAAUUUAUAUGUGAUGUUUGUCAAGGAGUAUUGAUUGAAGAUGAUUCAUCACAACAAGCUAUAUUAAAACAAGAAAAAUUGGAAGAUCUUAUGUUACAAAUUGAUCCAAUUAUUAAAUUUUUAAAAAUAAUUGAUGAAAAUCAAAUUACAGAUAAUGAUUUUGAAAGUGCUUUAUUACAAGCUAUUCCUGCACAAUCAACUACAUCAGCUCAAUAUACUUUAUCUAAUAAAGUUAGUAAUAAAUCUAGAUCAAAUGCUCAACAAUUACAAGCAGCAGCUGCAAAAUCACAAGCUACUUUACAUGUCUCAAUUACUGCCAAUGAUGAGAAUUAUGAGAAAGAACAAGAAGAAAAAGAAAGAAGAAGACAAAAAUUGGAACAAAAUGCAUUACCUUCAUGGCAUUCAAAUAGUACUGUGGGUAAUAAACAAAAUGUAGAUUAUGUUAAAGAUGAAGACUUAGAUGAUAUGGGAAAUAGAAAUGAGGAAAUUCCAGAGAUUAAAGAAGAAAAAAUCAAGACUGAAGAGUUAGAUGAUGAUGAAAACAACGGGACUGAUAUGUCUUCAGUACUACCAACUCCAGAACCAUCUACUGGACCAAACGUUCAAUCAUUGAAUGAAAAUACUGGCACAUCAGAUUUGAAAGAUAAAGAAUCACAAGAUGCUUUAGCUGCUUAUUAUGCUCAAUUAGCUGAACAAGAUGCAGAUGAAGAUGAAGAUGAAGAAGAAGAUGAUGACGAUGAUGAAGAUGAUUUUGAUGAUAUAGUAUAA
Messenger RNA from Lodderomyces pseudojiufengensis, 1191 nucleotides. RefSeq names its product transcription factor TFIIE subunit (gene TFA1). The record is from RefSeq and is a predicted model, not a curated record. The transcript has a single exon. NCBI's taxonomy places the organism in Eukaryota, Fungi, Ascomycota, Pichiomycetes, Serinales, Debaryomycetaceae. Bases 1 to 1191 code for a protein of 396 amino acids. Gene Ontology annotation, biological process: transcription open complex formation at RNA polymerase II promoter; transcription initiation at RNA polymerase II promoter. Gene Ontology annotation, cellular component: transcription factor TFIIE complex.